CGUUUGCUUAUUGUUAUUUGUACGUGUGGUAACACAGAACUGAUGUCAGAAAUUAUGGCAGAUGAAAAUAUUGUGAAAAAGAAACAGGAUCAUAAAAAUCCGAAACGUUUUCCAAAUAAAAAACAUGCUAUAAAGAAGCGAUUGCCAGUUAGACCUAUAGAAGGCGACAAUGUAAUAUAUGUAACUAAAAAGACUAAUUUUAAGGCGCAACUAGAUAAAUGCUGCGAUCUACUUACUAAGGGUGAAAACGAGAUAAUACUACACGGAUUAGGCGCUGCUAUUCAACGAUGUUGCAAUCUAGCGCUACAGCUGGAGAUAUUGUUCUCAGGAACCUGUCAAAUUGAAGUUAAUACGGGAACCGUGGAUGUAAUCGAUGAUCUGGAACCGUUAACAGAUGAUGUAGAUUUUGGGGCUCAAGUCAGACACACAUCCUCUAUCCACAUUAGAAUAUUCAGGACAGCAUUACUUGGUGCCAACAAGUAA
Melitaea cinxia (Glanville fritillary) is the source of this 483-nucleotide messenger RNA. It is a transcript of the gene Rpp20, whose product is annotated as ribonuclease P protein subunit p20. Bases 43 to 483 code for a protein of 146 amino acids. Gene Ontology annotation, cellular component: ribonuclease MRP complex; nucleus; nucleolar ribonuclease P complex. Gene Ontology annotation, biological process: tRNA 5'-leader removal. The transcript has 3 exons. Gene Ontology annotation, molecular function: nucleic acid binding. Lineage: Eukaryota; Metazoa; Arthropoda; Insecta; Lepidoptera; Nymphalidae. The record is from RefSeq and is a predicted model, not a curated record.